Molecule: messenger RNA, 2025 nt
Organism: Menidia menidia (Atlantic silverside)
Lineage: Eukaryota; Metazoa; Chordata; Actinopteri; Atheriniformes; Atherinopsidae
Source: the annotation of a GenBank genome assembly
CUGAAAGUCAGCAGCGCCAUGGCGCCCGUCCAGCCGCCCGUCCAGCUGCCCGUCCAGCUGCCCGUCCAGCUGUGGUUCCAGCUGCUGCUCCUGCUGCUGGUCAGCCGGGCAGCCUCUGCACCCCCCCCCCGACACCUGCCUCCAUGUCAAGUGGUCCAGAUGGAUGUGAUCUGCAGAGACCUGAGUCUGAGGGGGGCACCGCUCAACCUCCCCCCUGAUGUCCAGAGGCUGGACCUGUCCCGUAACCAGGUUCAGAACCUCACCCAGGAAAGCCUGGGCUUCCACACCAGCUUCCAUCACCUGGAUCUUCAUGCCAACAAAAUCCUGUUCAUCCAGCCCGGACUCUUCAGGGACAUGUCUGAGCUGAGGGUGCUGGACCUGUCCAAGAACCAUCUCAAUGUUUUUGCCCUCUCCAAGCUUCACAUUGGACGUCUGACAGCCGUGGAGUCGUUAGAUCUUUCAAGCAACGGCCUGUACACGGGGAUGUCGGACUACUUCCUGUCUGACUCCCCCUCCCUGGCAAACCUUUCUCUGAACAGUAAUAGCAUCACAAAAAUAGCACACAACACUUUUAGUGGCUCCUUGUUCUUGAAGAAAAUCAGCCUCCACAAUAAUGUGAUCCUGGAGAUUGAGGAUGGAGCUUUUGACAUCUUACAUCAUUUGACUGAACUGGAUUUGUCCAAGAAUUCCAUCACCUGCAUCGAUGACUUCAAUCUGUACAACCUGAAAGUUCUCAAUCUCAACAGGAACAGCAUCGAGAUUUUCCAAAGCACACAGUCACAGAAUGUGUCUCAGCUUCGCUCUCUAGAUCUGAGCCAAAACAAGAUGCUUUACUUCCCUCAUAUUUCAGAGAACAACAUGCUUGAGUUCCUGAACAUUUCCAGAAAUCAGCUUCAGACCGUCAACGUCUCCGGGUCUCAGGGACAGCAGUCCAACCUGACCUUCAACCAUUUGAGAUAUCUGGACAUGAGUCACAACCAGCUCAGCAGCAUCCCAGAGCACCAGUUCUUCAAAUGCAUGACAUCGCUGGAGGUCCUGAAUGUGAGUCAUAACUGCAUCCGAUCCUUCUCCAUCACCCAUGAGGGCCUUCUGAGGACCGUGAGGGUCAUCAAUCUCAGCUACAACUCUCUGCAAAGUCUGGCUUUUGGGGCCGGCGCUCUGCGCUCGCUGAGGCGGCUCUACCUGCACGGAAACGCUCUCACAGCUCUGGACCCCCAGCUGUUCCAGAGACUCUCCAGCCUGCGGUACCUGCACCUGGAGCAGAACAGCGUGAGGGUCUGUGGCUCUGAGGAGCCUCAGUGCGGGCCGGGGCCCGUUCUGAGCGAGCAGGAGGCUCCUCCAGGCUGCGUCUGCUUCUCCAGGGCUCACAAGCUGCACUCUCUGUACCUCUCUGACAACAACCUGCUGACUUUGCCUGAAAAGGCCUUUGUGGACAGCCCUCUGAAGGUGCUGGACUUGUCCCUGAACCCGGGCCUGGACAUGCAUAAAGACUCCCUCUCUGGACUGGAGCAUUCCCUGGUUCACCUGCUCCUAAGUGAAAACAACAUUUCCUCCCUGACUGCUGACCUGUCCUCCCUGAGGAGCCUCAGGCACGUGGACCUGUCCACCAACCAGCUGAGGGCCUUACCAGAGUGGAGCGGCCAGUCCUCCAUCGAGUCCCUGAACCUGCAGAACAACAGCCUGGUCUCUCUGGACCGCCGCAGCCUGCUGGCUCUGGAGCGCUCCCUGAAGACGCUCUACAUGGGCUCCAACCCCCUGAGCUGCUGCCACAGCCUGGCCGCCCUGCACAUGGUGCAGCACUCGGGCGUGGUGGUGCCGGACAUCGAGGCGGUCACCUGCGUCCACCAGGAGCACCCGGAGCCCGUCAACAUCGAGAAGGUGACCCAGGACAUGUGUCACGGAGCGGGCGUCCCAAACUACGCGGUGGUGAUCGUCACGCUGCUGGUGCUGCUGAUUCUGCUGGGGCUCCUGCUCAAGUGUGUCCAUCUAAGGAGGAAAAGGCACAGCAGAAGCUUCACCGCGUAG